CUCCUCUCUUCCUCCCAUUAUUCCCGGGCUUCCUCCCGUGUACACCGCCACCGCCCCACCCUGGCCUCUGCCGCGCCGCCGCUCGAAAUCGCUACGCGCACCCGAGGAGGCGGGGAAAACCUAGCUUGCCCCGCCGGGCCAUGGGCAAGUACAUGCGCAAGGCCAAGGUCUCCGGCGAGGUAGCCGUCAUGGAGGCGCCGCUCGGGGUCCGCACCCGGGCGCGCUCGCUCGCGUUGCAGCGGCUGCAGAAGCAGCAGCCGCAGGGGGAGGAGGAGAAGGAGGGCGCCGGGGGGGAGUACCUGGAGCUCAGGAGCCGGAGGCUAGAGAAGCUGCCGCCGGCCGUGAGGAGGUGCGGCGGGAGGAAGGCGGCCACGGUGGCGGCCGCGCAGGAGGAGACGGAGGCGUCCUUCGGGGAGAACGUGCUCGAGUCGGAGGCCAUGGAGAGGAGUACCAGGGAGACAACGCCUUUCAGCUUGAUUAGGGACUCCGAAAUGAUAAGCACCCCUGGAUCCACUACAAGACCCAGCCACUCGAAUUCCCAUCGUAGGGUGCAAGCUCCGGUGCGCCACAUCAUCCCAAUUUCAGCGCAGAUGGAUGAGUACUUCGCUGCCGAAGAGCGACGCCAGCAACAGGCUUUCAUUGACAAGUACAACUUUGAUCCUGUGAACGACUGCCCUCUCCCCGGCCGUUACAAGUGGGUGAAGCUAGACCGAUAAAUUUUCAGAACAAGAGAGCACCAUGGACCUGUCCGCUCCCUCCACCGCAGUGCCGUGGCAGAGGCGCAAUACCGUCGCGUUAGCUUUGUUCCUGUUGUAAAAACUUAGGGUUAGCCUGUAGCCUCAAUGGUCCUGUGUAAAAUACAGAACUGAUGCUGAGUUACACCCUGAUCUGAUCCCUCAAUCCCUCAACUCCAAUGUAAUGUAACCCUUAACAGCUCAUUCUGUAAGGAACCACCUCUAGGGGUGGGGGGGGGGGGUCCUAGCUUUAUCACCUGUUACCAGUAGUUGCUGAUUAAUGAAGUAGAACUAGAUGAUAAUGUAUCACAGUUGUAUUAGCUAUGUUCAAUUGCUCCUGCAUUCUCUCAGUUGCUGCAAUGCUCAUGAGAGUUUGGAUCCUUCC
Messenger RNA from Phragmites australis (common reed), 1119 nucleotides. RefSeq names its product cyclin-dependent kinase inhibitor 4-like. The transcript has 3 exons. NCBI's taxonomy places the organism in Eukaryota, Viridiplantae, Streptophyta, Magnoliopsida, Poales, Poaceae. The record is from RefSeq and is a predicted model, not a curated record. Gene Ontology annotation, molecular function: cyclin-dependent protein serine/threonine kinase inhibitor activity. The coding region runs from base 141 to 716 and encodes 191 amino acids. Gene Ontology annotation, biological process: negative regulation of cyclin-dependent protein serine/threonine kinase activity. Gene Ontology annotation, cellular component: nucleus.